UGGGAACAAUAACAUCAAGAACAAAAGCUUUUAAAAAGAAAUUAGGAAAAUGAUGAGCAUGUAACCCUGAAGGGCAAUCUAUCUAGUGAGUGCUAGCGUGUGACCAACAUAUAAAUAGUGAAACUCGGGAAAUUAGAGAGUCAUUCACUUACUAUUUUUUAUACGUGCAGCAUCAUAUUUUAUUUGAAUAUAUAACCGUACUGUUAUUCACGUUCGACUAGUUUUCCAAAUGACCUAAGUCUGAAAACGUCAAUAAAAAUGACUCUUAAGUCUAGUGUUUGCCUCAUUAUUUUUAUCAUCAUUACCAAAGAAUCAUCAGCAGUUUCAGUUCUUUCCGACCAUAAUAAAUUGGAUCCUGUUAAACCAUCACCAGUCGAUGAAGACAACAAUGAAAAAUCUCCUGAUAAAUUUGUCUUGCCUGUAGUGGAUUCGUCUGAUAAUAAUAAAUUUAAUAAACGCGAAAAUGUGCAAAAAGAGAAUGAAAAGUUUUCUGAAGAUAACAAAAAUGAUGAGCGUUCACUUGGAAGAAUUACUGAAAGAGGACUCAAUUGCUGUGGAAACAGAUUUGAAUCAGGAGGACGCAGUGGCGAGAGUGGAACACAAUUGACUACAAGAGCAUCAGAUAUUCAUCGAUAUCCAGAGAGACUUAAUCGUCCAGAUGACAGAGAUAGAGAUCGAUAUAACUGGCACGCCUCAUCAGGUAGACCUGGAAUCAGUUCUACUACAAGUGAUGUAUAUGGUAAUAUUGGAGGAAGUGGUGAUAGAAGACAUGGAACUAGACCACCAUUUGGAAAUUAUGAACCAGAAUACGGAAGACCCGGAUAUGGUGGAAGACCAGGAUAUGGAUACGGUUAUAGUGGAUAUGGUGAUAGUGGAGCCCAUGGAAGUCAUGGACAUGAAGUAGGCUAUCGUCCAGGUAGUAUUUUUUUCUCUGGACAUAAAAGACCGUUCUUUGGUAUCCAUGGUGUUCUUGGUGGACAAGAAGAAAUCCCAGAAAGUGGUGAAGGUGAUGCAUCUCCUUCACCGCCUACGAUAAAUAACAUCCAAACACAGAAGGCUGUAGCUUUAAAAGCAUUGGCUGGUGUUGCAUUGAUCGGCGCAGCAGCAGCACUAGCUGCUAACCCAGCUCUAAUACCUGCAGCUGCAGUAUUACAUGGUAGAAAACGACGAUCAACUGAAGAUGAUACUGGAUUUAAUUUAUUAAGUUUUCCCGAGCAAUUUAUUAAACAUCGCAUGCCUGAUGUCUAUGAAAAUGAUGAGACUGCAAAACAAUUUUGGGAUUCUCCGAAAUGUGUCGCUCGACUUGCUUGUGAAGUACAAAAAGAAUAUGUUAGAGCUAUCACGAAAAAUCCAGAACUUCGAAAAGAUGUAGAACGACGAAUUGGUGAAUUGAUUGACAGCGAGAUUUUCAGUGCAGACUAUGUAUACCAAAGUCUCCAAAUGCUUACUAAAAUAGCUCGUAAGACAAAUACUAAAGAUGGAAAAUGUGAAAUUUUUACCUGUAGUUUUUUUUUAUAAUCUAAAUAAUCGUAAAAGAUCUUUUAUAUGAUAAAGUUUUUAAUGUUUAAUAAAAUGAAUGAAU
Chelonus insularis is the source of this 1582-nucleotide messenger RNA. RefSeq lists its product as uncharacterized. Lineage: Eukaryota; Metazoa; Arthropoda; Insecta; Hymenoptera; Braconidae. The transcript has 5 exons. Bases 259 to 1518 code for a protein of 419 amino acids. The record is from RefSeq and is a predicted model, not a curated record.